Molecule: messenger RNA, 4735 nt
Organism: Phyllopteryx taeniolatus (common seadragon)
Lineage: Eukaryota; Metazoa; Chordata; Actinopteri; Syngnathiformes; Syngnathidae
Gene: cpsf1
Product: cleavage and polyadenylation specific factor 1
Exons: 38
Coding region: 196-4593 (1465 amino acids)
Cellular component (GO): mRNA cleavage and polyadenylation specificity factor complex; nucleus
Molecular function (GO): protein binding; nucleic acid binding
Source: RefSeq, a predicted model, not a curated record
GUUUCUUUCGGAGCAGAAAGGCAAGCGAAGAAGACAGAAGCCGCAGCAGUGCCAGAUAUCCAGGAAUUAAUCUUAUUUGGCCCAUAAAUUGUUCGUAACCUUUCUAAGUGAGAUAUGCCAAAUGAAAAAAGAAACGGCGGGUCUUCUCCAUUCUGAUAGUGUGGUCGAGAUAGACGCUGAGGGCAGCCUGCCGCCAUGUACGCUGUGCACAGGCAGGCCCACACGCCCACCGCCGUGGAGUUCUCUGUCUACUGCAACUUCAUUUCCAGCCAGGAGAAGAAUCUCGUAGUCGCGGGGACAUCGCAGCUUUUUGUCUACAGGAUUAUUCACGAUGUCGAGAGCACAUCAAAGACUGACAAGCCCUCAGAUGGUAAAGCUCGCAAGGAGAAACUGGAACAGGUGGCCUGUUUUUCACUCUUCGGCAACAUCAUGUCCAUGGCCAGCGUGCAGCUUAUAGGAUCCAGCAGGGAUGCGUUACUCCUCAGUUUUAAAGAUGCCAAGUUGUCUGUUGUGGAGUAUGACCCGGGGACACAUGACCUGAAGACCUUGUCUCUGCACUACUUUGAGGAGCCAGAGCUCAGAGAUGGCUUCGUACAGAACGUCCACAUUCCCAUUGUCCGCGUAGAUCCAGAGAACCGCUGCGCCGUGAUGCUCAUCUACGGCACAAAACUGGUGGUGCUGCCCUUCCGGAAGGACACGCUGACUGACGAGCAGGAGGGCGGAGUGGGAGAUGGACCCAAAUCCAGCUUCCUACCGAGUUAUAUCAUCGACGUCCGUGAACUGGACGAGAAGCUGCUCAACAUCAUUGACAUGAAGUUCCUCCACGGCUACUACGAGCCCACCUUGCUCAUCCUGUUUGAGCCCAACCAAACGUGGCCUGGGCGUGUAGCCGUGCGUCAGGACACGUGCAGCAUUGUCGCCAUCUCUCUCAACAUCAUGCAGAAGGUCCACCCGGUCAUCUGGUCCCUCAUCAAUCUGCCGUUCGACUGCACGCAGGUCAUGGCAGUCCCCAAGCCCAUCGGUGGUGUGGUGGUUUUUGCUGUGAACUCACUUCUAUAUCUGAACCAGAGUGUUCCACCGUAUGGAGUUUCCCUUAAUUCCCAGACAAACGGGACCACAGCGUUCCCCCUGCGCAUACAAGAGGAAGUAAAGAUCACCCUGGACUGCUCCCAGUCAGACUUUAUUGCCCAUGACAAGAUGGUUAUCUCUUUGAAAGGAGGAGAAAUUUAUGUGUUGACACUCAUCACUGACGGCAUGAGGAGCGUGCGGGACUUCCAUUUUGACAAAGCAGCAGCCAGCGUCCUGACAACCUGUAUGGUUACCAUGGAGCCUGGUUACCUCUUCCUGGGUUCCCGCUUGGGCAACUCACUGCUGCUGAAGUACACAGAAAAGCUGCAGGAGGCGCCACCAGACGAGGUCAAACAAAAGCAGGACCAAGAGAGAGAAAAAGACAAGGAGGAACCACCAAAUAAAAAGAAGAGAGUCGAGUCUUCCAGCAACUGGACGGAUGAAGUGGACGAGAUUGAAGUGUAUGGAAGUGAGGCUCAGUCAGGCACCCAGCUGGCCACAUACUCCUUUGAGGUGUGUGAUAGCAUACUGAACAUUGGGCCGUGUGCUAACGCCUCCAUGGGUGAACCUGCAUUCCUAUCAGAAGAGUUCCAGGCCAACACGGAGCCUGACCUGGAAGUGGUGGUGUGCUCCGGCUUCGGGAAGAACGGGGCGCUGUCGGUACUUCAGAGGAGCAUCAGACCCCAAGUUGUCACCACCUUCGAGUUGCCCGGUUGCCACGACAUGUGGACGGUCAUCUCGAGUGAAGUGAAGGAAAAAGCAGGAAAAAGUGAUGAGUCAGAUGUGGGUGAGAAGGAGAUGGCUGAGGAUAAGGAAGAGGGAGAAAAGGAGAAAGAGGAGGGGAAAAAAGAAGAAGAGCAGAAAAAAGAGCCACCCCUGGAGGAUGAUGCCAAGAAGCACGGGUUCCUCAUCUUGAGCCGAGAGGAUUCAACCAUGAUUCUGCAGACUGGCCAGGAGAUCAUGGAGCUAGACACCAGUGGUUUUGCUACUCAGGGAACCACCGUGUUUGCGGGGAACAUCGGUGACAACAAAUACAUCAUCCAGGUCUCCCCCAUGGGCAUCAGGCUGCUGGAAGGAGUGACUCAACUCCACUUCAUCCCAGUGGACCUGGGCACUCCCAUAGUGUACUGCUCUGUGGCGGACCCCUACGUGGUCAUCAUGACGGCCGACGGACAGGUCACCAUGUUUGUGUUGAAGACCGACUCGUACAUGGGGAAGACGCAGCGGCUCUCCCUGCGAAAACCACAGAUCUCCACCCAAUCACGGGUGAUAGCGCUUUGUGCCUACCGAGACGUGAGCGGAAUGUUCACCACAGAGAACAGAGUGAGCUGUCCCGUUGUGGGGGACACAAGCAUACGGAGUAUGUCUGAAGUGGAGACGGUCAUCCAGGACCUCAGUAAUGCAGUGGACGAUGAGGAGGAAAUGCUGUACGGAGACUCGAGUACCAGCGCAGCGCCCCAGAAGGAGGAAAUGAAUCGCUCUUCAGGACAAGCGGGGCCCUCUGGAAGCGAGGGGAGCGCAGUCAAAGCCGAGCCCACCCACUGGUGUAUGAUCGUGCGGGAAAAUGGCGUCAUGGAGAUUUACCAGCUCCCAGACUGGAGAUUGGUCUUCCUGGUGAAGAACUUCCCCGUCGGUCAGAGGGUGCUUGUGGACAGCUCGUCGGGCCAAUCAGCAGCACAGGGAGAAGGGAAGAAGGAGGAAGUGACACGUCAGGGAGACAUGCCCUUGGUCAAGGAGGUGACUUUGGUUUCUCUCGGUAACAAUCGCAGCCGGCCAUAUUUACUAGUCCACGUGGAACAGGAGCUUCUCAUCUAUGAAGCCUUCCACUAUGAUCAGCAGCAACCUCAAAAUAACCUCAAAGUGCGCUUCAAAAAGGUUCCCCACAACAUCAACUUCCGAGAGAAGAAAUCCAAAAUUAAGAGAGAUAAGAAGGCAGAAGGAGGCCCCAGCGAUGACAAUGUGGCCAAAAGUCGGAUUGCGAGGUUUAGAUACUUUGAAGACAUCUCUGGAUACUCGGGGGUGUUCAUCUGCGGGCCCUCCCCUCACUGGAUGCUGGUCACCUCACGGGGCGCCUUGAGACUGCACCCCAUGUCCAUCGAUGGUGCCAUUGAGUCAUUCUCCCCCUUCCACAACAUAAACUGCCCUAAAGGUUUCCUCUACUUCAACAAGCAGGGGGAGUUAAGGAUCAGCGUCCUGCCCACCUACUUGUCCUACGACGCCCCGUGGCCAGUGAGAAAGAUCCCACUGAGGUGCACCGUCCACUAUGUCUCCUACCACGUGGAAACCAAGGUGUAUGCGGUGUGCACCAGCGUGAAAGAGCCGUGCACGCGCAUCCCCAGGAUGACCGGAGAGGAGAAAGAGUUUGAAACCAUCGAGCGAGACGAGCGCUACAUUAACCCACAGCAGGAGAGGUUUUCCAUCCAGCUCAUCUCACCGGUUAGCUGGGAGACCAUUCCCAACACACGGAUUGACCUGGAGGAGUGGGAGCAUGUGACCUGCAUGAAGACUGUGGCACUGAGGAGUCAGGAGACGGUGUCGGGCCUGAAGGGCUACGUCGCCGCCGGGACCUGCGUAUUGCAGGGGGAGGAGGUCACCUGCAGGGGGAGAAUUUUGAUCCUGGAUGUGAUUGAAGUGGUGCCCGAGCCAGGUCAACCCCUCACUAAGAACAAGUUUAAAAUGCUCUAUGAGAAGGAGCAGAAAGGACCUGUGACAGCACUGUGUCACUGCAACGGAUACUUGGUGUCAGCCAUUGGACAGAAGAUCUUUCUGUGGGUUCUGAAGGACAACGACCUGACCGGUAUGGCCUUCAUCGACACGCAGCUCUACAUCCACCAGAUGUUCAGCAUCAAGAACUUUAUCCUGGCUGCCGACCUAAUGAAGAGCGUCUCGCUGCUGCGCUACCAGGAGACGAGCAAGACUCUGUCGCUCGUCAGCAGGGAUGCCAAGCCCUUGGAGGUGUACAGCAUUGAGUUCAUGGUGGAUAACAACCAGCUUGGAUUCCUGGUGUCGGAUCGUGACAAGAACCUUUAUGUCUACAUGUAUUUACCUGAAGCUAAGGAGAGCUUCGGAGGAAUGCGUCUGCUGAGGCGAGCAGACUUCAGCGUGGGCGCCCACAUCAACACGUUCUGGCGUAUGCCGUGCAGAGGGGCUAUGGACACAAGCAGCAAAAAGUCUCUGACAUGGGACAACAAGCACAUCACGUGGUUUGCAACACUGGACGGCGGGAUCGGGUUGCUGCUCCCCAUGCAGGAGAAGACGUACCGACGACUUCUCAUGUUGCAGAAUGCUCUCAACACCUUAUUGCCUCAUCACGCCGGUCUAAACCCGAAAGCUUUCAGGAUGAUGCACUUUGAACGACGAGGCCUGCAGAACGCUGUUCGAAACAUCCUGGAUGGAGAACUCCUCAACAAGUUCUUAUAUCUCAGCAUGAUGGAGCGCAGUGAGCUGGCCAAAAAGAUUGGUACCACUCAAGACAUUAUUUUGGAUGACCUUCUGGAAAUUGACCGAGUAACAGCUCAUUUCUAAGAGCCACAUUUUAUACACUGCAUGAUGUUUUAUACCCAAUGGAGAAAGUCUUUGACUAUGCCCAAUUUUGAUUGUUUUUCUAGCUACUUCAGAUUAAUUUUUGUUAAAAAAAAAAAAGUCAGUAAAAUUCAUACAAAACAUG